This is a messenger RNA of Lagopus muta (rock ptarmigan), 7567 nucleotides long. RefSeq names its product protein kinase C and casein kinase substrate in neurons 2 (gene PACSIN2). Gene Ontology annotation, cellular component: cytoplasm; plasma membrane; endosome. Gene Ontology annotation, biological process: caveola assembly; plasma membrane tubulation; actin cytoskeleton organization. Lineage: Eukaryota; Metazoa; Chordata; Aves; Galliformes; Phasianidae. The record is from RefSeq and is a predicted model, not a curated record. Gene Ontology annotation, molecular function: phospholipid binding; protein binding. The transcript is spliced from 12 exons. Bases 956 to 2413 code for a protein of 485 amino acids.
UCCCCCCUCCCCGGUCAGUAUUACUAGAUUCUGCCAAGCAUCGUCACCUGCCUGUCUGUAAGAAUAUCAAAAGGCAAAGUAUGCUGACGUGUCAUUAACACACUUAUUCAGUUUCAAACAGUAGUCUGUCUUUAGAGAGAAAUAUGUUGGAAUCUUAGGGCUAAAUUCAGUUCAAUUGAGGUCUCUAAGUCAGUUCUCUCUUGAUGCGAAGAACGAUAACUCCUUUACUUAAUGUAACCUUCAGAUUCAAGAAGACCUGCGUGUUUCACCUUAAUCUAAGGAUUUAGACGUGCCUCUAUUCAAUACAUGUCAGUAUUUCGUUAAUUAGUAUUACAGCCCCAUAUUUCCGGAGAUGGAAAAAUACAGCUUUUGAGUAUGAAACACAGAAGCAACACAGCUGCUUCCUAAGCAACAUGUCUGCAAAAUAUGCCUGCAUAUUUCACUGAUGUGUUUGAAAAGGCUGCUCUCCACCUAAGGCAGUUGUACGCUUGAAAAACACCUUUCGUUAAUGUCUCUUAGCGGUGGGCUUUUCUGAACAUUACCUGAGUGUUCAACUUCAUUGCAGUAUGGAAAUGGGCGAGUGAAAACCCUGUGCUGGUUUGAGUGCUGCAGUGUGAAAAAAAUGACCUUAGCUUGAGCGGCAAGGUUUUCAGCAGCCGGCAGGAAAUGAUGAAAUUGUGCUCAGAGAGAAUUUUGUUUGUGGAAGUGGAGGUCAGGCAGAGCUGUGCAGGUACUGCAGCUCCCUGUGCUGUUGUGCUGCUCAGCUCCAUGUCUGGGGAAAAGCAACUGAACUGAGGCAUGUCUUUUAAGGAACAGUCCAUACAGAAAUCAGUCUGAAAAUCCGGAGAGAGAAUCUGGGGAAUGGUUGUGUCCUUCCAACGGUUACUGACUUGACUAAUAUACAGUUUUGAAGGUGUUGAAGCUCUGAAUUCUUGCAAGCUCUCCAUACGUAGAAAUGUCUGGCUUAUACGAUGAUUCUGUUGGAGUAGAAGUUUCUAGUGAUAGCUUCUGGGAGGUUGGAAAUUACAAGCGGACAGUAAAGAGAAUCGAUGAUGGUCACAGACUUUGCAAUGAUCUCAUGAACUGUAUUCAUGAACGGGCACGGAUAGAGAAGGUCUAUGCUCAGCAACUUACAGAAUGGGCAAAGAGAUGGAAACAGCUUGUGGAAAAAGGCCCACAGUAUGGAACAGUAGAAAGGGCUUGGUGUGCUUUUAUGUCAGAAGCUGAAAAAGUGAGUGAACUACAUCUAGAAGUAAAAGGUUCACUGAUGAAUGAAGACUUUGAAAAAAUCAAGAACUGGCAGAAGGAAGCCUUUCAUAAGCAAAUGAUGGGAGGAUUUAAGGAAACCAAAGAAGCAGAAGAUGGAUUUAGGAAAGCUCAGAAACCCUGGGCAAAAAAGCUGAAAGAGGUGGAAGCUGCAAAGAAAGCAUAUCAUGCAGCCUGUAAAGAGGAGAAACUGGCUAUAUCUAGAGAGACAAAUAGCAAAGCUGAUCCAGCGUUGAAUCCUGAACAACUCAAGAAAUUACAAGACAAAGUGGAGAGAAGCAAACAAGAUGUACUAAAGACAAAAGAAAAGUAUGAAAAAUCACUGAAAGAAUUAGAUAAUGCCACUCCUCAGUACAUGGAAAACAUGGAGCAGGUAUUUGAACAGUGUCAGCAGUUUGAGGAAAAACGCUUACGUUUCUUUCGAGAAGUGUUGCUGGAAGUUCAGAAACACCUUGACUUGUCUAAUGCUGCAAGUUACAAAAAUAUCUACCGUGAACUGGAACAGAACAUAAAAACUGCAGAUGCUGUUGAAGACUUGCGGUGGUUCAGAGCUAAUCAAGGUCCAGGGAUGUCAAUGAAUUGGCCUCAGUUUGAGGAGUGGUCUGCAGAUCUGAAUCGCACUCUCAGCAGAAGAGAAAAGAAGAAAGCUUCUGAUGGAGUGACUCUGACCGGUAUUAAUCAGACAGGAGAUCAAGCUUCACAGCCUAACAAACAUAGCAGCAGUCUUAGUGUCCAGAGUAACACAGUGCAGUCAGUACAAUCAAGUUACAAUCCCUUUGAAGAUGAAGAAGAUACUGGGAGUACUGUCAGUGAAAAGGAGGACAAUAAGAUCAAAAACGUUAGCAGCUAUGAAAAAAACCAAAGCUACCCUACAGAUUGGUCUGAUGAAGAGUCCAACAAUCCCUUUUCUUCCACUGAUGCAAAUGGAGACACCAAUCCAUUUGAUGAAGAUGCUUCUCCUGCAAUGGAGGUGAGAGUGCGUGCACUCUAUGACUACGAGGGCCAAGAGCAAGAUGAACUCAGCUUUAAAGCAGGGGAUGAGUUAACUAAAAUGGAGAAUGAAGAUGAGCAGGGUUGGUGCAAAGGACGUCUGGACAACGGGCAAGUUGGUUUAUACCCAGCAAACUAUGUAGAACCAAUCCAGUGACAAAGGACAAAGUUAAUACAGAAGCAUUACAAAAGCUCUGCAGGCCUGUACAGUAUAUAUUUAAACCAAGAGGAAGUUGAAUGAUGUAUAGAGUGUAUAUAUUUUCAUGAAAAGGAGAGAAAGCUCAAUACUGAAAUUGUGGUGAUUUAAAGACAGAACAUAGAACUGAUUUCAUGUGGUUUUCACAGCUUGUGCACAAUGCAAAUGAAAGGAGUUAGGCGGAAAAAAUAGUGAUAGGAAAAAUACUUUCAAAGCUUUUUUCUUUCCACACGGUCUGUUAUUGUGACUCUUAAAUAUUUUUGCAUUUUCUAUGCUUGUGCCUCAUCCUACCCGAGGUAUGUGGCUUAUGCUGAGUUAUGUUUAAUCGGUUAUUUUAAGUGACCUUCAGUAACUUGCAACUUGAAUUUUUAAGAUUAUUCUAGUUAAUUUUCUAUUUGUUCUUAGCAAUGUCUGAAAGAUGCAGUAUUUUUUUAUUUAAAUGCUAUGUAGGUAAGCAUCUUUUUGUAUGCUUGAUCAUAUAAUACUUAAAUUAUGACAUAGAUUUAGUCAGCAGUUGACUGAAUGAAAACUCUUUCCAUGUUGUAGUAAUCUUUCAAUGUUGUCAGCAUGACUCGAAGUUGUAAAACAGAUAUUAUACGUAAUAGCUAUCUGUUACAGAAGGUUAUUUGUAACAGAGAUAUCUGCAGGUGUCAUGGGUUGGGAUUCUGUUAUGAAUGUUGUUUAUAUGGUUUGGCACUUAAAUGAGUUUUCAUUGUAGAUCUUAAGUAGCUCUGUAUAAACAAAGAGAUAAAUCAUACAUAAGCCCCAGAAUACUAUCUGUUUCCAGCACAAGUGUGCAGAAAAAAAAAAUCCUAACUGCUAAUGAUUUUUUUUUGUGAUUUGAAAUGUUAAAUCUGUGAAGACUGAUUUUUUUUUUUUGAACAGAGAUUGUAAAAUAGACUGAAAAUGCUUUUUAUUAAGAGGCUAUCUGUUGUGUAUAUGUACAUACAAUUUGAUAUUCCAAAAUAUAAAGAGCAUGGCUAUUAGUUAUCAAACCUUUUGAUGUGGAUAAGAUUUAGACUUAUAAGAGUUUAAAUUAUAGGUAUAUUUAAAUCUGCUUUCUUGCCAUAUUCAUUACUGUACUAUAGACAAAAUAUUCUGUGAUUAGGUUUUCAGAAGUACAGGAAACACACUAACAUACUCAAAAUCUGUAAUGUGGAUAAAUUUGUGGGUCAACAUAUAAACUAGCCUUAGUCCUUACAUGGAUUAUUGUAGCAGAACACUGUAAAAACUACAUUUGUUUGCAAUUACAACUCGGUUGUCUGUAACAGUGCCAAAUAGUUUGCAUUUGUGACAUUUAAAACUGGGUUGUAAAUUACAACAGAUUUGUGUUUAAAAAACAAUAAAAAUAAAAAUCAAGUAUCAGGUAAGUAGAUAUGCUACUUUAGGAAUCUACACUGUAAUGAAGCUAACAAAUCUAUUUUGAGGUAAUUAUUAAACACUGUUGGUAGUUUUGGAUUUUAUCAUUUGCUUUUCAAAUGUAUAGAUAUACUUAGUCAUAAUGUUCAAUGCAUUAAAAUGUGCAAGCUCUGAAAGUGGAUGUAUGUAUGUCAAGAAAAACAUAAUUAUUCAUUCACAAAAUGGUUACUAAAUCUGUCAGGAAUUACUGCCUUGGGUCUCUAUAUUGUAAUAUAUUUUAGAAAACAAUAAAAUCUGUUAAUCUCUUAAAUACACAGAAUGCACUUCAUCUUGCGAUGUAUGUAAAAAAUACUCUUAUGAAGCAAAUAGUACACCUGAUUGCAAUUCAAGAUGACAAAGUCUGUAUUAUCUGAAAGUCAUAAAGAUGGGCAUGCCAGCAGUUGCACUGUGCUGCUUAGGCAUAGUGCACAACAGCUCUUAGAUGCUGCAGCAAAAUGUUUGUGGAAGAAGAGAUUGAUGUCUUCUGUGGGUACGCUAAAUGUACUUACGAGAGCGCUUUCCAUGGUAUUGUCAAGUUUGAUACAGAUUGGAUAAACUAAGGUUUUUUUUGUUGUUGUUUGUUUUGUUUUUUAUUUUGUAAUAUCUGAGUCUCUUCUACCUUCUGUGAGAGAGGUCUUUUUCUUUUUUGGUGUUCUUUAUUGCUAACUGCUAGCAGUUAAGAUAGUCGUGUUUGUGAUUGUUAGCCAGAAGUUUGAUCAUGUCUCUCACAUCUAUAUUUUUUAAUCUAAAUAAUCCAGUUCUUUAUGCUGGGCAUCAAAUUUAGUAAUCAUAGAAUCUAAGUGGAAGCAACCAUAGGAGAUCUCUAGUCCAGUGGCUGAUCUAACAGUCAACUCCACAUUCAAACUAGGUUGCUCAAGUCUUGAGAGCUGGUCUGGAAAACUUCCAAAGGCUGUUUUUUCACCUUUCUGUUCAAGCAGUUACAAUGCUUAAUUAUCAUUAUAAUGAUAUUUUAUUCCACUGGAAUGGACUGCCCAGGGAGGUGGUGGAGUCACCGAGCCUGGGGGUGUUCAAGGAAAGGCUGGAUGUUGUGUUGAGGGACAUGGUUUAGUGGGAGCUAUUGGGAAUAGGUGAACGGUUGGACUGGAUGAUCUUUUAGGUCUUUUCCAACCUUGGUGAUUCUAUGAUUCUAUGAUUCUAUAAUGGUGUUCUUUCUCCCCUGGCUUUACCUGCAGUUGGAACCUGUGUCUUGUUCUGCUGUGCUUGAGCUUGUGCUUGAGCCUGCCGGUGUCUUGGUAGCCUCCAAAUUGCUGCUGGGAGGCUGCUUCUGGGACCCCAGAAUCAUUUCUUCUCCAGACUGAACAAAUUCUGUUUCCUCAGCCUCUCCUCACAGAGCAAGUGUUGUAUCCCCCCCUCAGUAUGGCAAGUCUUUUUGGGGAAAAAAUAGUAGGCUAUUUUCUUAGACAAUGUGUAAAGACCAGCAAUUCCUUAUGUGUAGUCCAAAGCAAUAUUGACAUUCUUCUUCAUUUGUUGCCUUUGUUGAGACUCUGAGAACUUGUCACCAAAACUUUAGCACGUUUUUUCCUCAGACUGCUAAUUUACUUGCAUCUAUAAUUUUAUAUUGUUGCCUACAAAUUUGGUGUACGUAUAUAGAGUGUAAAAGCAAAGAUACACUCUCAAUAUAACCACAUUGUAGCUUGUAAUAUCUUGGUAUAACAAUCCAAUCCAUUGCUAUUAUCUCUUGUUGAGAUAUUUGUGGAGUUGGCCUGACAUGCUAAAACUCUUUUUGCCAUAGCUGACCUGAAUAUUUUUGUUCUGUUGUCUUUCUUCCAAUGAAGCCUUUAUUCAUAACACUUGCAAAGAAGAAAAUUAAAGCAGGCUUAAGAAUUGGUGAUAAGGAGAAACACUGAGUCUUGUAAGGGGAAACCACAGAUCUGACAUGAUCUUGGCAAUUAAAAAUAUAUAUAUAUAUAUAAAAAUAUAUUAUUGUAAAACAAAGGAGAAAAGGAAGAAAAUGGAAGAUGAUGUAAUGAAGGUUGGAUGUCGAGCAGCAAUAUCUCCUGUUCUCCUAGAGUCGCAUCUAUUAUUUUUAAAAAUUAACUCUGAGGUUACAUAAUCAUCCUGUAAUCUUUCUCCCACUUUUCUGGUUUGGCAAAGUUAGUCAUUUACCUCAGAAUAUCAUAGAGCUUGUUAACUGUGGUCACUUUGAAGGAAUCUACAGAGCCUGCUCCUGAUCUGUGAGAAUGAGUUAUUCCUGAUAACAUAGGAUACUUUCACCUACUGGUUUUGUUUGAAUUAUAAUGUAAAAAGCAAUUUCAGAGCAUAAGAAAGGUCAUGCAGUAAUUACUGCAGUAGACAAUCACUUCAGUGUGUUUGACAUCUAACAGUUUACCUGCUGAUGGUAAGCAUAUGUUGCUUUCAGCCUGCCUUACUUCCUUUCUCCUGUUAGAAAUACAGAUUCCUAGGGGAUCUGACAUCAAUCCUCUAGCACAAAGUUUCAAAAUACCACAGAGGGUUCUUGAACCCUCCAUUCAGAGAAUACCUUUGUAGACCAGAAGCUCUAUUGAGCGCUGUUCACAUUUCAGAGGGUGUAACAACCUCUGGUAGUAGGUUGGGUGAGAUCUGUGCCAGUAGCACAUUGUGGGUGCCUUGGGAAGAGCAUAGAAAUAGGACAGCAUGCAAUGAUGCUUCAGCCACAGUACUUCAAGCUGUCAGUGAUCUGUUUCUUUUGUUCUGUGAAAUAAGAAAAAGUUAUUUUGAACAUUCCGUUCAUUGCUUUGUCAACAACUGUUGUUCAUACAGAAGUAGACGAAGUAGGUCAGAAAAGUGAUCCUGUAAUUAGUUCCAGAAAGGCAACCAUUCUUUCUUGUAGCUAAUUGUGACCCCAUUAGAGAAGUGCAGACUUUUUAUUUUAUUUUUAAUAAAAAUUGUAUUUUUGUUUUGCAUUUGACUCUGAAAUUUACUUGCUGCUUUAUUACCUAGUUAGUGUUAUACAAGAUAUUUCUACUGUUUUUUUUUUGUUUGUUUGUUUUUUGUGUUUGUUUUUUUUUUUUACUUCUGUAAAUGUAGGUAGUUCCAUAAACCACUACCUUCCUAUUUACUGUUCUCACAGAUAAAUAUACAAAUUACAUGUUCAAGCAUGAGUCCUCUGGGCAACACACUGGCAACCUCCCACUGUUUGUUAUGGUGGUCAGUGACUAAUUUGUUAAAUGAUCAUUUCCUUAUUUCAUGGCAAUGAAUCUAGGUUUUUAUGAGGGAGAUUGACAAGAACGUUUUGAAAAUCCAGGUUACCUUUACUUCAGCUAGGUCACCUCUCUGCAUGACCCAUGAAGCUUUAACUCAAUGAAGUAGCAACUGUAUUAAUUGUGAAGUGAUUGUGUAUUAUGAUAUAGAUAUUUCUAGGAACCUGAAGCAGAAGAUGCAGAAAUUUGAUUGCCCUGCCAAAGAUUAAAUGCUAUCAUGUGGCCAACAUAGGUGGGUUUUGCAGUGGGAUGCUGCUUCUAAAUGUGACUUUGCAAGUCUCUUGCAUUCCUAAUGCAAACAGGUUUACAGAAGCACAACUGAAUAUUGUCUAUGCAGUGGACUUGUCUGAAAAUUAUAUUAUUGUAACUUUUUGGCUUUGUACUGGACAAUGCUGUUGAGAUGGACUACUUUCAAGAUUAGAAAGCUCCAAGAAACCUCACCUAUGUGACGAAGUGGUUAUGCUUCUUGAUGUUAUCAGUACAAACAAUACAUUAUUACUAAAUAAAAGUAUAUUAU